AACAUUAUCAGAACGUAAGUUGAUCUACAUGCAGUAACUUUAUCAUUUACAUGCACGCGGUUUAUAUCUGGCACAUAUUUUACUUUAGGUCAGAACAUUUAUUCGUUCGACUUAUUACAUUUGUUGCCAAUGUUGAAUGACUGAAUAUUGAAGUUAUAUUUUGUAUUUACGGAGACAACAUAAUUGUUGGAUAUCACGAAAUGAUGUGUAAAAUAGAAUAAAUUGAGAGAAAACAGUAACUAUUCAUAUGUGAACUUUCGGAUUUUUACCCUUAAUUGUGACAUGAUCAUCGAACUUGUUGCUCGAGGAUUAUAAGUCCCCUUAUAAGUGACGUCAUCGAAAAAAACGAAUCGGGAACCAAUAUAAAUUGACGAUGCGGGAACAAAAUGAUUCGACAAGCAAGCAAGAAUUUUACUCAAGCGAGACAAACGAAACAGUAAUAGAGAACAAAAAGACGGACAACGCGGCAAAUAGGCAUCGAAUUUUACAUACAUUUUGCAUAUUCAUCAGUAUCUUUGCGAUGGGAUGGAGAAACGCUUUGAUUGGUCCAACUUUACCUGAUAUUAGAAUCAUAAUAGACGAGAAUCUUGCUACGGCUUCUUGGAUAUUUACAGCUAAGUCACUAGGUGGGUUACUUGGAGCUAUCUGUGGUGGUUUCGCUUAUGAUCGUUUCAAUAAAAUAGGAGUGUUUGUCGUUAUUGUUAUAAUAAUGGGAUUUUCUGCUGCACUCACACCUUGGUGCUACCACCUGUCAGCAAUGUUGGUCGUUCAUGGGUUUCACGGGAUUUGCGCAGCUUCUCUUGAAACAGCGGCGACUGCUGACAUGGCUCUUGUGUGGAAACAGAAAGCUGGACCUUUAUUGCAAGCAAUGCAAUUUGCUUUACGUGUUGGAGCGAUUAUAUCCCCUUUGGUCGCAGAACCUUUUCUAGCCAAAACAAUUACUUUUCCCGGCAAAUUUGAACCAUUUGAUUCAAAUGUAUCAUCGUUUGAGCCGCCGUAUUUGGGAACGACAGAGACAUUUAAAACUAUGACUGAAAAGUUAGCAAUAAAAGAAGAAAACAAUGUCAACACUUUUGUAACUGAUUACGGAGAAACUCUUAUCUAUAUUCCAUACAGUGUGACGUCACUCCUUUGUUUACUGUCUGCCUGUUUUUAUAUUGUGAUUUUAUGUUUUUACGGCAGUGUAUAUGAUACUCUAAAUGAUGUUUCUGAUUGUGAAAUAAGUUCACAUGGAAAUCGGUACUUCUUAAGUAAGAGGAUGAAAUAUACAUUUACCAUGCUGUUAGCUUCGGCUAUGUUGCUCUAUAUCGUUUGUGAGAAUAGUUUCAUUGGUUUUCUUAUGUCAUUUUUAGUAUCGGAGCGAAAAUGGAGUAAAGCAAUGGGGUCUGUCGCGUCUUCCGUCUUUUGGAUUACUUUUGGGAUUGGAAGAUUAUCUGGUAUUGUUAUUAUAAAAUUUAUCAGUAUGUCUUCCAUGAUUCUCAUAUUUAGUUCCACAUGUGCUUCCGGUGCUGUAAUAUUUCUGCUCGCUGUGAUUUUUGAUCAAAUCAUAUUGGAGUGGAUGUCCAUUGGAGUCAUUGGUUUUGGAAUGUCUGUUCUAUUUGGUUUACCAUUUUCGUGGUUGUCUAAAAAUGUCCGCACAUUGACAGGUAAAAUGGCGAGUAUUUUCUUUAUCUUUAUGUGUGUUGGGAACAUGGGUGUACCUAUUUUAAUUGGAUAUCUGAUGGACAAAGUUUCACAAAUGUGGUUCAUUUAUUCAAAUAUUUUUUUGAGUUUUGGUAUGUUUGCAACCUUCAUUUUUGCAAUGGUUUCUUUCAAUUUAAUGAAGAGAGUUCAUAAAAGAUCAGAAAAAGCCAAUGUUAUGUUAACACUUGAAGGUGAGAAUUGAAGGUGAGAAGUAAAAUUUUAAGAGUUGACAAAGUUCAGUCUGUUUCGAUAUUAAGUACAUUAAAGGAAGGUGUUUAUUUGUUGUUUAAAGUACUAUCAUGUGUUAUGAUUACAAAAUUCUAUAUGAAUAUGCCAUUUUGUAAAAUAUGUUGAUGAAUUUAUCAAAGUAGAAGUUAAAUUUUGUAGUUUUAAACAUUAACACUCCUAAAGUAAAUUCCUUUAGUUUUGUCUUUAUAAAAACAAGAUACAUGCACAGUUGCAAUCUUGUUUGAAACCAAAAUAAGUUACGCUUUAUUUUGUACCUGAAAUAGUAGCUUUCUCUGGUAACAUUCCAAUCACUUAAUUAUCUACAACGCCAUUCCAAUAGACAUUACGUGAGAGAUCAUAGAAUUGCGCCUUUUCUGACGUGUUUAAAUGUGGUGGCUUUUU
Messenger RNA from Ruditapes philippinarum (Manila clam), 2313 nucleotides. RefSeq names its product sodium-dependent glucose transporter 1A-like. The coding region runs from base 374 to 1885 and encodes 503 amino acids. Gene Ontology annotation, biological process: transmembrane transport. The record is from RefSeq and is a predicted model, not a curated record. The transcript has 4 exons. Lineage: Eukaryota; Metazoa; Mollusca; Bivalvia; Venerida; Veneridae.